This is a messenger RNA of Bathycoccus prasinos, 1176 nucleotides long. RefSeq lists its product as hypothetical. Bases 1 to 1176 code for a protein of 391 amino acids. The transcript has a single exon. The record is from RefSeq and is a predicted model, not a curated record. Lineage: Eukaryota; Viridiplantae; Chlorophyta; Mamiellophyceae; Mamiellales; Bathycoccaceae.
AUGACGAAACAACGAGCGUUCGUGUUCAUCAAACCGCACGCGUGCGUGCCAAAAAACGAUAACAAUUUACUCUACAAACAAAAACUCGUGGAGACGUUUACAGAGAACGGAUGUGAAGUCAUCAAAGAAGGGAAAAUAUCUUCGUCCGUCAUCGAAAAGAGGAAACUCAUCGACGCGCAUUACUACGCGAUCGCGUCGAAAGCGACUUUACUGAAACCAUCCGAGUUGAACGUUCCCGAAGACGUGUUCCAGAAGACGUUUGGAAUCUCGUGGAAAGAAGCUUUGGAGAAGAACGUAUGUUUUAACGCCUUGGAUGCGUGCAAAGAGUUGAACGUGGACGCUUUAGGCUUGGAGAAGCGUUCGAGAUUCGCGAAACGAUCGGUGAAGUUUGGCGGCGGAUUUUAUUGCGCGGAAAUGCUGAAAGAAGAUGGAACGUCCAUUUACGUGUUUAACGCGUUUUUUAUGUCCAUGCGAUCUCAGUUUGUUGAGAAAGGGAAACAGAUUAAAUGGUUCGUCGUGGAAUUCGACGACGAGACGUUGAAGUGGGAGGACUUCAGAGCGAAAGUUUUGGGCCCUACGGAUCCGAAGAAAGCGCCAGAGACGAGUUUGAGAGGCAUAUUGUUUAAGAACUGGAAGAAGUACGGUCUGAUGAGAAAACCGACGACUGGGGAGAACGGGGUACACGCGUCCGCGUCGCCAUUCGAGGCGUUGGCGGAGAUUGCGAAUUGGACCGGGGAACCCGUCGACGAACAAGCGUACGGCAAACUCUUGAUUCAACACGGCAUCACGAAAGAAACUUUGGAGAUGUGGGGUAAGGAUCCACAGGUGAACAUCAGAAGUGAUGGGUUGAAAGGGUCUUUGUUCGACCAGGUGGAAGAUAUGGACAGCAAAGAGUGCAUGAAAAACUUGAUGCAAAUUAACAAGUUGAACGAACCGGCGCCGCCGCCGCAACCGGUUGUUACGAAGAGCAGCUCUUCGAAGAAGAAGCAGAACAGCGAUGCUCCGCCGACGCCGAAGAAGACAACGACGGGGACGGAUAACGGCGACGCGAAAGCGUUGAUCGGUGUGCUCGUCGUCGUUGGUUUGACGUUGCUCGCUGGUGGGAAUAAGAAGGCGGCGAAGAAGGAGGAUAAAAAUGCGAAAGCGACGAACAACAAAAAGAACGGAAAGAAGUAA